Molecule: messenger RNA, 4470 nt
Organism: Drosophila bipectinata
Lineage: Eukaryota; Metazoa; Arthropoda; Insecta; Diptera; Drosophilidae
Gene: disco-r
Product: disco-related basonuclin zinc finger protein
Biological process (GO): regulation of DNA-templated transcription
Cellular component (GO): nucleus
Source: RefSeq, a predicted model, not a curated record
GCAAUACAACCGUUGGAGUGUUCGUGUGUGUGCCAACGGCUAGGUUGGUCAUUUUAUGCGUGCGUAAGUGUGUGUACAGCUGUUGGCUCCAUCCGCAGCAACAGACGCAGCAGAAGCAGCGGCGACGUGAUUUUAGUCGAGUUGCCGCUGCCGCAUCAGAUCACACUUCGCCUUCAAGCGCACUUUAAUCGGUAAUCGGAAUCGGAACCGAGUCUUCGUCUGUUAUCGUUUCUAUCCGCCUCUUUUUUGUCACCAAAUACAUGUACAUACAUACAUAUUAUUUUUCUGUGUCGCGAUGGUUUGCCGCCGCUAAGUGCGGAAAUCUAUUUGUUUAUUUACGCAUUUGGAGAUACAAAUAAUAAACCUUACUUGUAUAAAAAUUAAACAGCACUAAAAUUAAUUAAGUGAAAGGUGCAACGAAAACACAUCAUCAACUUAUAACUUAAAAUAUAAUAUUAAGGUGCACGUGGCUGCGUUCAAUAAAUCAACAAACUGAACAUAAAAAAUAAAAUUAUAGCAGCAGACGUCUUUAAAAUCCAUACAUAGAACUCCGUUUUAACUUAUAUACAGAUUUACAAUAGAAUAGCACCUCAACAAAGAAUUUUUUGAAACAAAAAACAAAAAUUACCUUAUUAUUAUUCAUGAAAGUGCAUACGAGUUUGUGUACUCGGACAAGUCGCUGUUUAAAGAGGAUGUUAUAAUCCAUACCAUCCAUUAUAUAAGUUUUGUGCAAAGAAAAUUACACAAAUUCGUAACAACGCUUUCUUAACACGGCGUAACAAUUAGAAAUUAAAGUCUGCAAGUUGAAACCUAAUUUUGUGCUGCAACUUAAUGAAUAUUGGUCCGGAAAAGCAUACGCACUUGCAUCCGCAAUCGCAACAGUGCCCAUAUCCUCAACAACUGUCAGGUAAUCACGAAAAAGAUUCGAAAGUAAACUCUGUUUUUGGAUCGACAAGACAGCAAUGCUAUCAAAUUGACUAUGCAUACCCACUGAUCAAUCAUAACCACUUUUCCUACCAAUUACAUCAGUCUAACCCUCACUUUUACCAUGCAGUGUGUUUAAAUUCCACUGCCGAUUCGAGUAUUCGUUCUGACACCAAGUCCGGCUCUUUUUCAAUGGUGAUGACACCCAGUCGGUGCAGCUCGCCGUUUUUGCCGCUCACGAUUCCUCUUCCAUCUACACCGAUACGUCACCAAGAUCAAGAGCAGUUAUCAUCGGACUACAUCCAAAAACCGGCUCAAUCGCAGACUCAUCGAACGUCGCCGAAGCAAUCCAUGAGUGUAAACUUAUCUCAAUUGGCCCACGCACAGCUAGAGCUACAGAGCCAUCUGCACCAAAAGCUUUCAAUUAGCUAUUUUCGUAAUUCAGCCUCUCCUACGGACAGCGGCAGGGCUGUUGGAAUAGAAAAUGGUGGGAAUCAGUUUAGUGGUGGGUCCCGUGGAGUCACGCCACCGCUUCAGCAAAACUUAGGUGCCACACAAAUAAAUUCUUUGAGCGAACUGGAAAGCAUGCAGCCUUUUGAUUUUCGAAAGCUCAGGUCGGGCUCACUGAGUGCCUUCUCAAGUCCGUUACCACCCAGUCCAACAGAAUUUUUUCCCCAUCACCAACGUCACAGUAACCAGUUCUUCAGCGCCAUGACUAUGGCUUACCAUUUACCGCCACCGCCGCCACCACUUCCUCUGCCGGCUCCGGCAUCUUCGGUAUCACAGACUUCCGGAUCCCAAUUGCAUCCACACACUGGCGCGUCUACUACUCCUGAAGAAAAAGAAGCCAUCGGAAUGCAGAUUUGUGGUGGAGGUAAAAACGACGGAUCCUCUGCCUUGGGAUCAGGAUCUAUGUCAGGCUCUGGCUCAAUUGCGGGUACUAGCCCGCAACGAAUUACCCGCUUGGUGCUGGCGUCAAAAAAAAGUCAGUUUCCCGGCGGCGGAAGCAAUAAACGGCAGUGGGGGUCCAUGCCGUCCAACUUAGGAACUCAGUUCAUCAACCCAGUGACGGGGAAAAAAAGGGUUCAGUGCAACGUGUGUCUAAAGACCUUUUGCGACAAGGGUGCACUGAAGAUUCACUUCUCAGCUGUACAUUUGCGAGAAAUGCACAAAUGCACAGUAGAUGGUUGCAGCAUGAUGUUUAGUUCCCGACGUUCAAGGAAUCGACACAGCGCCAAUCCAAAUCCAAAGCUUCACUCUCCCCACUUACGACGCAAAAUCUCGCCACAUGAUGGGCGAAGUGCGCAGCCCCAUCCGCUUUUAUUACAAGCUCCUAAUGGACUCAUGGCAGGCCUGACGCCGUUUGGCUCCUUUCCUCUGUUAACUCCCCCACCGGACCUACGUCACCACCAUACUGUAAUAAGUGGUACAGUAGCUCCGCCGGCGGGCGGAGCUGUCGAUCUUAAGCACAGUCAGGAGUACUUGAAACGCCCAUAUAUCGACAAUGGAGUGGUACCCGACUCUGGAAUAUUUGAUGUUCGAAGUCGGAAACACAAACUGGAAGCAGAAGGUGAAGAUGAAGAUGACGAUGAGAUACUAGAGGUGGGCAUUCACAUCGCAGAAGAUGAUGAUGACGUAGCAGAUGGAGAUGAUGAUGACUAUGAUGAUCUAGAAGAAGAGGGGAUAUUGGUUGUUGGUGAUGAAUUGGAUAGCAUCCUCGAGGGGGGUGAGCAUCAUAACACACAAAUAGGACCCAAAAACAAAAUUGCUGAGACCAAAAAGCGAUCCACACUUGCUUUAACAAGCCACACUCACACCAAAGAGGUGCGCAGCGCAGACAUUUUUUCUCUGACCACUUACGAAAAAGAUGAGACACUUGCUCAGGUAGCAGCUAGCAAACGAAAGAGAAAAAGUCAAAAUCCUGUGCGUUGCCCGGUUCAGAACUUUCCCGACAGCUCCCUGGACUAUGACGUUGCUGCUGAUCUUUCUCUUAAAAAAAAGUGUCUACCAGUAAAGCGAAAAGAAAUCAUUGUACCAGACAAAGAACCUGAAGUCCUUGGCGAGUCCACAAAGGCGAUUCCAUCACCGCCGCUCACGCCCUAUGGCGACCCCAAGACCGUGGUUAAUAUUAAGACCGAGUUGCCCGAGGAGUCGGAACUAAGCCAAGAAAAUCAUUACCAACAAAAAACAGACAUUAAGAUGGAGUCAUCAGAGGAUAUUGGGUUUGAUUCAGCUGAAAGUAAAUAUGCAGAUUUUCUCGUUAAGCCGAAAUUUAUUGGCGAUAAUAAGUCUGAAAUAAAAGAUUAUCCCUCUAAAAGCGAAAACAAGAACAGAGCGAUCGAAGAAAAGCUUGAGGCGAAGAGUGAAGUCAAUGCAUCUAAUCAUCAUGAAACUGAACUAGAGCUUGAAUCGGAGCCAGAUGUGCCCAUUGACCGAGAAAACCCUCUAAGGUGCAUGGCCUGUGGUGAAAUUUUUAAAAACCAUUUUCACUUAAAAACUCACCACCAAAGUGUGCAUCUAAAGCUCCAUCAUAAGUGCAACAUUGACGGCUGUAAUGCCGCGUUUUCUUCAAAACGUAGCCGAGACAGACACAGUUCAAACAUCAAUCUUCACCGCAAGCUUCUUUCCACUAGUGAUGGUAACAGCACGCUUACUGUAGUGCAGGAUCCGCUACUGGAACUAAUGAGUCUCAAUCUUAAUAACAAUAUGACCGCUGUUGGUAGCACUUCUUCGUCCUUAACUACGGGCGUAGAUGGCGUUAGUGCCGGUCCGGGAAUCGGAAGCAUACAAGCAGAAAUCUUGGCACGUAUUUGUGCCAGGGCGCACGGGGCACUAAACGUUCCGCUUGGCUUUGAGGCUUUGCAGCAUCGCUUUGCUUUUGGUCAUAGACAUAGGCAUCCAUUAGGAAUCAAUCAAGGGGGCAGCCCAAUUCUUUUUCCUAGUCUACAUCGGUUUCCACGAUUUCCUCAGCUUACACCAAACAUACUCGCUGCAAGAGCAGCAUCAGGAGGCGGUGGGCUUGGACUUUACUCACGAAGAACUUCGUCCGACUCAAACUCGCAGCACUCCACCACUCCGCCAGACUCAAAAAGUUCGCCGCAGCCAUACUCAUUACCGUUGGCAGCAACAAACUCUCGAUCCGGCUCAGGAUCUGACUCACCGGACAUUACGCUUGUAAAUAGUGCAUCAUUAAAUGUGGGAGGGGAUUCUAUUGCAGUAGAAGAAGUGGGUCAAGGGCGAAGCUCUGAUUAUAUAUCAUGACCUUGUACCUCGUUUUAUACUGAGGCUUUGGCGUUUUAUUACUAGGGGCCAAUGCCUUGAACACACAUGUCAUUUACAAAUAUUGAAAAUAUAGACUAAAAAUUCAUUCACUAUCAGGAUAGUUUUAGGAGUACGGCAUUGCUCAUUUAAACUCGAGGAAAUAAGGAAGCUUAAGCUUUCAUCCUCCGUUACCCGUACGAAAAUUUUUCACUAAGAUUAAUAAUGAAAAAUAUUAAGAGUAAAGUAAAAUUUUUUUUUUAUAUAGAAAUAAACUACAUUUGAGAU